AUGAAUAAAUUUCGAAACGUUGCCGAUAUGCCUGUCUUAUUAGUUGGUACUAAGGACACAUUAUUGGAGAAAAAUCCUCGCGUAAUUAGCGAAGAAGAGGGCAAGCAGAUGGAAAAUCACUUGAAACGUUGCGCAUACUACGAAACAUGUGCGACCUAUGGAUUAAAUGUGGAGCGGGUUUUCAAAGAUGAGGAUGUGCCUCAUAUAUUGGAUCCCAAACGGAUGCGUAUUCAUCCAAGUGUUACUUCCACGACAUCUUCACUGUUUUCUGAGAGACUGGGUGAAAGUAGUAGAGAUCAAGACUCCGAUCGCACCCAUCAUUCUUUGGCAAGCAUUGGUGAAGCACAGGAUGUGGAAGUCCAAUCCCCACAUGCAGUUGUCGCUGGACCACAUGCAACGCAAAAUUUGCCGUGUAGCGAGACACUUGUAUAUAUGGCAAAUUUUGCGUUGCAUUUUGGCGUGACAAGCGCAAUGGAGAGCUAUUUGGAUGAUCUCCAAGAAUUGAGCAUUGCGUCUUCGGCAAAGUACACCUUCAAAUCUGAUGUCAACUUUUUGAAAUCCGAACUUUUCCACCCCUACAAGUACACCCAUUAUUACUUCUGCAAUGGAUGCUCUGGACCUCUAAGAGACCAAACAUCCAAGUGCAACAAGGCUGGAUGCUGUUUGAGAGGGUUUGACGCUGCACCUAAACAUCGAUUUGGUGCUGAUCAUAACUACUGCAGCUUGACGCCCAAAAGAUCUCAUCUUGCCAGGAGAGCUUCCCUUCAUCUUGUUAAUAUAGCUCCACAGUUGCUCCUCGUCUUGAGAAACACAAUUGAUCAGCUCGUGGAAACGCACAAGCACAUUCAUGAGGAAACGGCUCAUGCAUUUCUUAGUGAAACUUCGGAUUUCGGGUUAUAUCGAGAAGAUAUGGAAACCCAUGAAGAAUUUUCGUCAAAACGUUUGAAUGUCAUCUUGACUCUGAACACAGAUGGGGUAACAUUUAAGAAGUUGACCAAGUCACAGGCAUGGCCCUUGUAUGUACGAUUGGAAGGUCUUGCUCACGCUCAAAAAAAUUCUUUUGAAAAUAUGAUUCUCCCUGGCAUUCUUUUCACAAGCAAAACUCCAUCGCGUGUUAUGCUCGAGCAUCUCUUAUCUCGUUUCAAGCGCGAACUACUAGCUCUGAGUGACCAAGGCCUGGAUAUCUCUGAUCGGCACGGCUCUGUGUGGAAAGUGACUCCCAUUCUCAAAAACGGGAUAGUGGAUUUCAGUGUACGAACUGCAGUGGUUAUACCCCAAACUUUCAGUUUCAUACGUCAGGCUCUUCACAUAUUGUUUAAUUCGCCGGUUUGGAAUGCAGAGCACGGAUGUCACUUGUGCACGUUUGCGGGGUUGAAGGUGGAAAACAGGAUCGUUUGGUACAAUGAAAAUGCUAGCCCAGCUAUUCGUAGAACAAGAGCUUCCAUAUUGCGAGACGCUUCUGCCGAAUUGAAUGGACUCUCCGGUUAA
Molecule: messenger RNA, 1488 nt
Organism: Cylicocyclus nassatus
Lineage: Eukaryota; Metazoa; Nematoda; Chromadorea; Rhabditida; Strongylidae
Source: the annotation of a GenBank genome assembly